Messenger RNA from Ostertagia ostertagi, 1518 nucleotides. Lineage: Eukaryota; Metazoa; Nematoda; Chromadorea; Rhabditida; Trichostrongylidae. The record is from the annotation of a GenBank genome assembly.
AUGGAAGAUAAAAAAACAGCUGUUUUCAGAGUAGAACAUUUUAAUGCGGCGCACAGGUUGCACAACGCUUCACUAAGUGCAGAAGAAAACCAGCUAGUAUUUGGCAAGUGUAACAAUCCCAAUUACCAUGGUCAUAAUUAUACUUUGAUAGUAAAAGUAACCGGAGUUACUGACCCUAUAACCGGAUAUGUCAUAGAUCUAAAAAUUUUAUCAGAUCAUAUAAAGACAGAAGUAAUUGAACGGUUUGAUCACAAGAACUUAAACUUAGAUACUUCGGAAUUUAAACAUCUUAAUCCGACGGCUGAAAAUAUUGCAAAGCCUGAUAAAAAUACUUCUCAAAACAACAAUGCAAACAAGCAAAACGCUAUGAUCAAGAAUCCUGAUACAACUAUUGAAACUCCUAUGAGAAAAGAUGCCUUUUCGCAAAGUGAUGAGGAAAAGAUUGACAAAAUUGCUUUACACUUUAAAGGUAUUAUGGAAACACUUGGACUUGAUUUGAAAGAUGACAGUUUGAAUGGAACACCCCGGCGUGUAGCAAAAAUGUAUGUGAAUGAAUUAUUCAGUGGUCUUAAUCCUUUGAAUAAACCUGAUAUCACCUUGUUUGAGAACAGCUAUCGCUACAGCGAAAUGCUUGUAGAGAAAGGAAUAACGUUCUACAGUUCCUGCGAACAUCAUUUCGUUCCAAUUUUCGGCAAGGCACAUAUAGCUUACAUCUCUUCGGGAAAAGUGAUCGGUCUUUCUAAACUAAAUAGAAUAGUAAAUUACUUCUCUAAACGACCCCAGGUUCAAGAGAGGCUUACCAUGCAGAUAGCUAAGGAUCUGCAAAACCAACUUCAAACGGAGGACAAAGGAGAAAAAGUGGAUCUUGAGUAUUACAAAGAACAACUGGAGGCUAAAGAGGAUAUGCUUUUAAGAACAACCGCAUUUUUAGGAGAUAUUCAAAAAAAACUGGAAAUCAAGAACAACGAACUCAAAGAGAAGCAGCGUGAUAUUUUGAGUAGCUUUGAUUUCGCAAAAAUAAUACAAACAUCCGUCCAGCCGGAUACAAGCAUACUAAAGGUAUUCUUCAAAGAUGCCUGUUAUGAAGUUUUACAACAAAUAGCUAUUGGAGGUGAUACCAUAUUUGUAAAAAACACAAAUUCGGGACUUUUUUUUGGCUUAUUGGAUGCCACAGGUCACGCAAAUGGAAAAGCGUUACUCUUAACAAAAGAUGGAAUAGUCAGAAAACUGCAAACAUCCAAAACGUCCAUAGGUCAAAAUCAAAAUGUGCAGCUUUGUAGUUUUGAGUUAGACUACGAAAAAAACGGAAAACUGAUUUUGUUCUCAGAUGGCCUUGUUGAUCAAUUUGGUGGCAACAACGAUAAAAAAUAUAUGACCAGGCAAUUAAGUGAAUUGCUUGAAAAGAAUCAUCAGAAAAAAACCGAUGAGUUGGCAGAAACCAUUCUUCAGGCUCAUCUCAGCUGGAAGGGCACAAACGACCAGACAGACGAUAUCUCAUACAUCAUUAUAGAAUUUUAA